Molecule: messenger RNA, 2214 nt
Organism: Morus notabilis
Lineage: Eukaryota; Viridiplantae; Streptophyta; Magnoliopsida; Rosales; Moraceae
Product: protein RBL
Exons: 5
Coding region: 334-1995 (553 amino acids)
Cellular component (GO): Set1C/COMPASS complex
Molecular function (GO): protein binding
Source: RefSeq, a predicted model, not a curated record
UCCGCAUUUUAAACCCUCGUUUGUUUUGCAAGGCUUCCUUAAGAAUCUGGGCGCACUAAAAACUGAAAGAGAGGGAGACCGAGAUUCGAAAUAAAUCCAGUGACCGACCAUUACAGCUGCAAGUUUAGGCCGGAUUAAACCGGCCGGCUCGAAAUUUCUCUUUGGGUUACACCUCUACCGACCAUCAAGCGGCCACGGGAGGAGUUUCUUCUUCUUUAUCUUCUUAUUCUCGCAGCGACAUUAAACAUGUCAGAAUCGGUGGUAUAGCUUCUUUCACAACACCAAUCUCACCAAGCCCAGCCCCUGCUUUGGCUUUCCAAGCCUCCUAAGGAGAUGAUGAACGCCCCAAUAAUCGACCCUUUGCAAGGGGAUUUUCCGGAAGUGAUAGAGGAGUAUUUGGAACAUGGGGUCAUGAAGUGCAUUGCCUUUAAUCGUCGAGGUACCCUUCUCGCCGCUGGAUGCUCUGAUGGAAGUUGCGUCAUAUGGGAUUUUGAGACGAGGGGUAUUGCCAAGGAGUUGAAGGAUAAAGAAUGCAGUGCUGCCAUAACUAGUGUAUGCUGGUCAAAGUACGGUCAUCGUAUUCUUGUGUCUGCUGCUGAUAAGUCAUUAACACUGUGGGAUGUUGUUAGCGGUGAGAAGAUAACUCGUACAACCUUGCAGCAGACCUCUCUACAAGCUCGCCUUCAUCCUGGUUCUUCAACUCCAUCUCUCUGCUUGGCUUGUCCCCUUUCAUCUGCUCCUAUGAUUGUUGACUUAGAUACAGGAAACACAACUGUGCUUCCAGUUUCCAUCCCUGAUGCAGGUGCCGGAGCUGCACCUCCACCAAAAAAUAAAUUCUCAGAUGUGACUCCGUCAUUCACUCCCACUGCUGCUUGUUUUAAUAAGUCUGGAGACGUGGUUUAUGUGGGGAACUCUAAAGGUGAAGUACUUCUAGUAGAUUACAAAAGUGCCCAAGUGCGUGCUAUGGUUCCCACUUCUGGGGGCGCUGUGAUUAAGAACAUAGUAUUCUGCAGGAACGGGCAGUAUCUGCUAACAAAUUCAAAUGAUAGAACAAUAAGAAUAUAUGAAAACCUUCUGCUCUCAAAAGAUGGACUUAAAGCCCUUGAUGAACUGAGUGAGGCCACUGAGGGGCAAGAUGAUGUUGAGAAGUUGAAGGCUGUUGGAUUGAAGUGCUUAACACUUUUCCGGGAGUUUCAAGAUUCAAUUACAAAGAUGCAUUGGAAAGCGCCUUGUUUUAGUGGAGAUGGUGAAUGGGUAAUUGGUGGCUCUGCAAGCAAAGGAGAGCACAAGAUUUACAUAUGGGAUAGGGGUGGGCAUCUUGUUAAAAUUCUUGAAGGGCCAAAGGAAGCCUUGAUUGAUUUAGCUUGGCAUCCAGUUCACCCUAUUAUUGUCUCUGUUUCCUUGACUGGAUUGGUUUAUAUAUGGGCUAAAGAUUAUACCGAAAACUGGAGUGCAUUUGCUCCUGAUUUCAAAGAGCUCGAGGAAAAUGAGGAGUAUGUAGAACGAGAAGAUGAAUUUGAUCUGAUUCCUGAAACUGAAAAGGCGAAAGAAAUUAACGCCAAUGAAGAUGAUGAAGUUGAUAUUGUCACAGUGGAAAAGGAUUCAGCUUUUAGUGACUCAGAUAUGUCACAGGAUGAAUUAUGCUUUUUGCCCGCAAUUCCUUCUCCUGAUAUGGCUGAGCAGCAAGAGAAAUGCAUUGAGAGUUCGUCCAAGUUAGUGGACAGUAAUAAUUCUGGAUCCCCUCUUUCAGAAGAAGGUGAACCAAAUGGAGGAGCAAUGAAUCAUGCAUCAAGUCCGCUUGAAGAGGAUGCUGGAGUUGCACGCUUGAAAAGAAAACGAAGACCUUCAGAGAAGGGGAUGGAGUUGCAGGCAGAGAAGGUUAGGAAACCUCUGAAAUCUUCCGCUAGAUCAUCAAAGCUUAAAAAUAAAUCUUUGGUUGAUGAGGAUACUAGUAAUGGAUUUAAUGGAGACGAUGUCUCUGAUGAGUAUCAUUAGGUUCUAAUUUCUUACAUCCUUUUCUUUUGUAUGAUGAAAUAUUUAUCUCUUACUGGAUGGUUUAAAGGACUGGUCUCUUACAUUUAAUUUAAUUUUUCAUGGUCGGCUUUGUGAAUGUUGUACUACCCUUAGAUUCAUGCCUGAUCAAAUUAACAAAAUUCUAUAUUGUAGAGUACAGAUAUUGUGGUUGUCUUUUACUGUAAGUGUUGGAAUUUGACA